This is a messenger RNA of Zootoca vivipara (common lizard), 7736 nucleotides long. RefSeq names its product Rho guanine nucleotide exchange factor 28 (gene ARHGEF28). The record is from RefSeq and is a predicted model, not a curated record. Gene Ontology annotation, molecular function: guanyl-nucleotide exchange factor activity. NCBI's taxonomy places the organism in Eukaryota, Metazoa, Chordata, Lepidosauria, Squamata, Lacertidae. Gene Ontology annotation, biological process: regulation of Rho protein signal transduction; cell morphogenesis.
UUUUGGACAAUUCCCAUCAUCCCUGACCACUGGUCCUGUUAGCUAGGGAUCAUGGGAGUUGUAGGCCAAAACAUCUGGAGGGCCGCAGUUUGGGGAUGCCUGGGGUAGAGGAAUGUUAACAAGUUCAUAUGCCAUGUUCUUUUCUGAAUUGACCCCCAUAUGCACAUUCUCCUCCCUGUUAGGCCGAACACAAAAAUGCAUACAAUGUGAGGCGACUUUCCAUGGACUUUGGUUAAAAACAAUAACAAGCAGUGGACUUGUUAGUUUUGUAUCUGCUUUUGUGUUUCCACAUUCAAACCCUUAAAAAAACAACAACCCAAAACAAAACAUGCAGUUUGUGUAGUGUUAACGAUGGGGGAGGGGUAAUGAGUUUCUGCUGAAUACUAAUUGCUGAUGAGUUGUUCAGGGAGACUGCAGAAAGAAUGGGAGACUUGUUGUAAAUUAGUCACUAGCUCUAUUGUAGACAGCUGGGAGGGCAGGCCAGUUCUGUAAAGGUGCCAACCUUACCAAAAUCUUUCGGGUUCACUGUCAAACUGAGAGUCACUGUGAACAGAAAGCAAUCGUUUUCACAUUUUUUUUAGAAAAAAGAAUGUCUCAGGUGGGUCCUCUGUCCUUGUAAUAAUAAGGGAGAACUAUGCCCCCUCUUUAAAUUCAGGAAGGAUAAGAAUUCCAUAAUUUAGCUGCUGCUUCACUCACAAAUGUCUCUGAUCUACCGAUGCUAUAGAUUCUAAAGGGAAAUUGCUAUGUUUGUGGCAGGGACAGAAGCCUGGGAAAACUUUAGCUUUCACAGACUGACUGUAGAUUUUCCCUUUAGACUUCCUUGAUUCUUUAUAAACCUCAAAGCUGAAAAUAAUUUUACGUACUGCAGACCAAAUGCAGGUUAACAUUUUAAUAUAAAGAAAAGCCCUCUGUCUUUUGUUAUCUAUUUGAGAGAGAGAGAGUCCGAGAGAGAGUUCUUCUCUGGCAACUCAAGAUUAUUCUUCAUUUACAUUUGGAAAAUGAAAAGGUGAGUUAAUGAUUCAUUGGCACACAGUGACCUUUCCUAUAACUGCCGUCCAGGAUGCAGUAGCCCCACUGCAGGCUGUUCAGAUUUUGACUUGGCUGUGUCUGCUUUAAUAUUUAUCCACAUACUUGACGCUUGCAGAGAACAGACCCCAGCUGCCUCUCUUUCUUUCUUGGUUUAGUGGGCAAUUUGAUCCUUCCUUCUUGGGUCUUUUUAUUUUCUGUCACUUGACUUGCUGCUCAACACAACAGCAGCAGCACUCUCUAAAGAGGGGUUUGCGUAGCCAAAAUAAAAGUAAAAAAAUGGACUCGGAUUCUGAUGCACCUUUUAAUUACUCUUGGCCAUCGUUACCUAAAAUGAGAAUUAGAAAACGGACAUCCAGACCAAAAGUUCAACAACAUUCCCCAUUUGAGGCUUAUCGGAAAACCUCAAAUCCCUCUACCUUCUUUGCUGCAGCCAGACUUUCUGCUAUGCUGAAUGGAAGUGAAGAAGUCUAUGCAAACCGCAUGGUAGUGGAUCAGAUGGAAGACAUGGGCGUCAAGUACAUGAAGGUAGGCCAGUCUGCUCCUGAAACGUACAGAGACCACGCAGACUCGAAUGAAGAUCCAGAAGCAUCAGCAAAUAAUGGGGACAGCAAAAACUCCUCCCCCAUCAUUCAGUCUAACUUGGAUGCAGCAGCUCCAUACUUGUCGCUCCAGAAGACACAUGCAUUUGGCAAUCUACGGAAUCAACGCUAUUCCAUCAUUAAAAAAAGGAGCUCUAGUCUUGAUGACUUGGAUGUAGACAAUGGAGAUGAAAGAAUUUCUAACCGAUCCCAUAACUGCUACCCUUCAAUGUCCUUCAACUCUUCUACAGCCUUGGCCAAUAGGGAUGGGUUAGGUUCUUCAGAGACAACAACAGAACUGAAUUUUAACAUGAGCAGGGCUGAAUCCCUUCCUUUGUCCAGCAAUCUGCAGUCAAAGGAAUCGUUACUGUCCGGAAUUCGGUCUCGUUCAUAUUCCUAUACGUCACCCAAAGUCUUAUUAGGGAAAUCACACUGUGCACGGGACUUCACAGUAAGCGAUGCAAAUGACGAACAACAUGCAUUCAGCUUGCCUGAACAGUCAAGAGAGAAAAGGAUUCCGGAAGAAGAGUGGGAAAAGUAUAUAAUACCUACAAGAUCAGAAUCUGAAAAAUAUAAAGUCAGCCGUACUUUUAGCUUUCUGAUGAAUAGAAUGGCCAGUACACGAAAUAAAGCCAAGGCCAAAAAUAAAGAUGCCAAAGAGAAGGAGAAGCUUAACAGGCACCAAUUUGUUUCUGCGACUUUUGGCGGGGUGAUGCCAUGCUUCUCAUGUGAGAAAGCACUUUUGGGGAAAGAGGCAUUGCAGUGUUUAUACUGCAAUGCACUUGUGCAUAAAAAUUGUAGAGAAAGUGCUCCUGGGUGUCCAAAAAAAUCCCAAGAGAGGUGCCAUAUUAAGAACAGGAUGCAAGCUGUCCAGACAAAUCCAUCAUUCAGAGAUAUUCCGCAGCCAACAAUGUCCUCAAUGCACCCUUCUACCUCAACACCUAUUGGAUUCUCUACUGUAAAAAAGGAUGUAUUGCAGCCUUCAAACCCCUUAUCCAAAAGUGUUCCAGGUACCAGUUUUGAAAGGAAAUCCAUGUCACCUUUGGAAUCAGAUGCCGAUGCCAGCAGCUGGAGAUCUAGGUCGCACUCCGAAGAGCUGUUGCAAUCAAUAGGGACCGCUUCGUCAGUUGACUCUUUUAUAAUUGAAGCUACAGACGACGUUGAUGCCUCUCUCUGGAGCGACCUCAGCACCGAUGCAUUAGAAUUUGAGGCAGAAUCCUGGAGUCUUGUGGUCGACUCUUCAUUUUGCAAUAAGCAGGAAAAGGACAUUAUCAAACGGCAAGAUGUGAUUUUUGAGCUGAUGCAGACAGAAGUACAUCACAUCCACACCCUAUUCAUUAUGUCUAAAAUAUUCAGAAAAGGAAUGAAAGAAGAAUUGCAGCUGGAUCACAGCACUGUGGACAAAAUAUUCCCCUGUUUAGAUGAACUGCUAGAACUUCACCAGCAGUUCUUCUGCAGUAUGAAGGAAAGACGACAGGAAUCAUGUGAGGAGGGCAGUGAUAGAAAUUUUGUAAUUAGCAGAAUUGGAGACAUCCUUGUGCAGCAGUUUUCAGAAGAGAAUGCAAACAAAAUGAAGAUGAUAUAUGGGGAAUUUUGUAGUCAUCAGAAAGAAGCAGUGAGUCUUUUCAAAGAACUGCAACAAAAUAAAAAGUUUCAGAACUUCAUCAAACUACGGAACAGUAAUCUUUUGGCUCGACGUAGAGGAAUCCCAGAAUGUAUUCUGCUUGUUACUCAAAGAAUCACAAAGUACCCAGUUCUGGUGGAGAGAAUAUUGCAGUAUUCCAAAGAAGGAACUGAAGAACACCAAGACUUAUGCAAAGCCCUUUGCCUAAUCAAGGAUAUGAUUGCAGCAGUUGAUUUGCAAGUCAAUGAAUAUGAGAAAAAACAGAAAUUGAUGGAGAUUCUCAGUAAGAUUGAAAACAAAGCAUAUACCAAGUUGAAAAAUGGCCAUGUUUUCAGGAAGCAGGAUCUAAUCAAGAAAGAGAGGACACUUCUGCAUGAAGGUUUAGUCUAUUGGAAAACAGCUACGGGACGCUUCAAAGAUAUAUUAGCCCUCCUUCUAAAUGAUGUGAUGUUGUUUUUACAAGAAAAAGAUCAAAAAUAUAUUUUUGCAGCUGUUGACCAGAAACCUGCAGUUAUAGCCCUCCAGAAACUUAUUGUCAGAGAAGUAGCCAAUGAGGAGAGAGGGAUGUUCCUGAUUAGUGCCUCGUCUACUGGGCCGGAGAUGUAUGAAAUUCAUACCAGUUCCAAAGAGGAACGUAGUCAUUGGAUGAGGCAGGUUCAAGAGGCAGUGGAAAGUUGUCCAGAGGAAGAAGGAAAAAUGAGCGAAUCUGAUGAGGACCGAAGAAUAGCUGAAGCCAGAGCAGCCAAAAUUCAAAAAUGUCAAGUGAUUUUGAGUAAUCAGGACCAACAGAUCUGUAGCUACUUAGAAGAUAAGCUUAAUAUCUAUGCAAAGCUUGGAGACAUGAGUGGCUUUGAAGAGGUCCAUGUAGAACCACACCUGCUCAUAAAACCUGACUCUGGAGAAACACCUCAAGUGGCCUCACUCCUGGCAGCUGCUCUCAAGGAAGCGGAAAACCUCCAUGCAGCUGUAAGAUUAUCACAGAUGAAUGAAACAGACCUCUCAACAGAAGAGAGAACUGAAGAAUCGAGCAUUGCAGAACGUCUUGGUGAAGCUGAAGACUGCGAAUCUUUCACUGAUUAUACAGAACUGAAGGGAGAGAGAGAGCCUUGCGAUUCAGAUGGUAAUGAUGCAAACAGCUUUACAGAAGCUCACAUGCUGGAUCAGGAAGGAGGCAAGCAUUUUGCUGCUUCUGCACAAACUGAGAUUGUACAGACGAUCCAGAAUUUAACCCGCCUCUUGUACAGCAUACAGGCAGCCGUAACCAUCCAGGACAGCCACAUUGAGAUCCAUAAGCUGCUCCUGCAGGAACACGAAAGGUCCAGCUGGAGUCCCAGUUUCCGUAGCACCUCUCUCCCGGAGCAAGAAAAGCACCGGAACUUCAAACCAAAAGAGAAACUUGCAAAUAUCCAGAAGCGGCAGCACCAGUUCCAGCAAGAGCAGCAGCGCUGGCACCGCGAGUGUGAGCAGCGGCAACAAGAACAUGAAGCGAGAGAGACCUGCUUGCUGGAGAAGGAGAAAGAGUGCCUGAGCCAAGAGGAGCUGCUUUGCAAAAAACAGGGAGAGCUGGAUGUCCAGCUGCAGGAUUACCAGCAGAACCUGGAGAGGCUCAGGGAGAGCCAGAGGAUGGUGGGGAAGGAGAGGGACACAGUCAGGCUGCAGCAGAAGAUCUUGCGCCACUGGAAGCACAGCCGCCAGAGCAGUCUGCCUGCAGUGAUCUCCCCAGGGAACAAUGAGAUCAUGGGGCACAACCAGUCGGACUGUUUUUGUGGUGAGAAUUCAGUCUUCAUAAAUGAAGCCAUAGUACAGAUGUCAUUGAACCGCCUCAACAGAUCGAACUCAUCUCUAGUUUGCCAGGACAGUGUGCGUGGCGUGAACCUGCCAAAUUCAGAUUUAUCAAGGACUCCUGAAAACCAGGUCAAGCUCAACAUGGACAUUUCUUCCCAACAAGCAUUCACGGGUGAUCCCUCAAAAUCCAGUAGACUCUGCCAUCAUACUCUCUCCUUCAGCGCAGGUCACACAGAUGAUUGUAACAAUUGCAAUUGCACAGAAGCCGUGAACAGCAGGAUGAACUCGGCCAGUGAAGAUUUCGCUAGGAAUCCAGGAAUGAACUCGGAUCUAUCACUGAAAAGCCAAAUACCCAAAUAUCAAGACAUGAAUGCAUUGCAGAGCCACUGCCCAAGACCACAGAGUUCAAGCCUUGUCACUAUCCAGCCACAACACCCAUCAGAUGUUCGGCUGCACAGUCUACCUGGUGAUAGGCGACAAGAUUCAGAAAAUGGAGACACGGAAGAAAAUAUUGUUUAUCUCUAAAACCUUUCCUUGUUUACUACCAGUAGCACUUUAGGAUGGCUUUUCUCAUUGUUCAUAAUUGGUCUUCAUCCAAAUUACUUUGAAGACAUCUUAUUUAUUGUAUAAAAAAAAAGAGUUUCCCAGAUUCAUAGGAUGCAUAUUAAGUUAUUUUUAAAAAACGUGUCUGUAAUAUUUAUCUUGUGACACACAUAUUACAUCUGAAAUGCUCUACAAGCAACAUUGUUGGGCUAAAAUCUGCAAUGACUUGUGUAUGUGAUGUGAAUACCACAAUUAGAUCUUGGGUGGAAACAUUUCUAUUCCCAGGCAGAGACUGCACAGUCUUUGUGAAGGUAGUGCUGUGUGCAAUAGGAACAUUUGAGAUUUCAUAAUGCAACUCAGUAACUUAAAAAAUAGUUGAUGCACCAUAGUAGACCAUCCUUACCUACAUGUCCACACUCUGUCUGUCAUGGGUUCACCACCAUAUCAGCCUUUGUCUCUGGAUGGGGAAGCAUACCUGAAAUAUUUCUCAAGUAACUUUCUGGCUCUCUUGGUCACACUAUGAUGCAUUGUCGCUAUUGAAGAUCUUUUGCCAAAUUGGAGUUGGAUUAACACUUUCUUUUCACAGUGAACAAUUUAGUGGCCCAGCAUUGCCCCAAUAUUUUAUUGUAAAGGUGAGGAGCUUCAGGAAAUGGAUCCACAUCUGCAAACUAGAUUCCUUGUGGUUUCAGAUUACUCCUUGGCAGAUGUCUAUAUCAGAGACCUAGCAUGUAUAUAACUUUCUUUUCAAAGCAUUCGAGGUCGGUUUUGUGAUGUAUUGCUUUAUAACUUGUUCUUGGCUACAUCAUGUGCCCCCUUUUUAUCAAAGCACUGAAAUUCAUCACAUAGACAUUUUUAUCCCUGUGGAAUGGAGAGGAGGAUGGUGAGAAAAAUGUAGAGUUCCCCCGCUCCCCGCCUAAUCCAAAUACACUACUUUUACACACAUGGACUACAAAUCAGUGUGCUUCUUUAUAAAGUAAUGAAUGAAGGUGUUUUUUUUCCUGUGCAUUUUUCAUACAUAAUUGUAUACUUUUUUGAACUUAAUAAAUAUUCUUUAUCUCCAAAGAGAGCUCUUCAUAAUUCCUAGCGUUCAGCAACUGUGUUACUUUGGCCCAUUGCUGUUUCCACUAUUACAGUCACUACAAUGAUCUGACCCAUGUUUUGAAGCAUAUUAUAGUUCUUGUUCAGCAGAGGGGAAGGACCUUGCUCAGCGCAGAUGCUCUCAAACUCUUCCUGCAUGUGAGUUUUUGGGGGCCAGAGCAAACCAGUGCUAGUGAUUGGAGGGAGUUAUAUGCAGGCUGCUGUUGGUUUCAGUAUCCCCUUAGGUUGACAGUGACAGUCAGUAGGUACUUGACAUCUACUCACUCCUAGCACUUAGCAGUUGCCACUAGUGAACUCUCUUUGGCCAUAACUGUGUUAGUGCAAAUAGCCACAACGGCUGUUAUAAUAAAUUUGGGGUGGCUGCCAUUGCACAACACAACCAAGCAACAUCGGUUUCCAUGCACUGAAAGGCGACAGUGACUUGAACUUACUGAUGGUAUCAGUACACAGUGUUUCUUUACUACAUUUAUUGUUGUUUAGUCAUUUCCGACUCUUCGUGACCCCAGAGCAUGCCAGGCACUCCUGUCUUCCACUGCCUCCCACAGUUUGGGCAAACUCUUGUUGGUGGCUUCGAGAACACUGUCCAACCACCUCGUCCUCUGUCGUUCCCUUCUCCUUGUGCCCUCCAUCUUUCCCAACAUCAGGGUUUUUUCCAGGGAGUCUUCUCUUCUCAUGAGGUGGCCAAAGUAUUGGGGCCUCAGCUUCACAAUCUGUCCUUCCAGUGAGCACUCAGGGCUGAUUUCCUUCAGAAUGGAUAGGUUUGAUCUUCUUGCAGUCCAUGGGACUCUCAAGAGUUUCCUCCAGCACCAUAAUUCAAAAGCAUCAAUUCUUUGGCGAUCAACCUUCUUUAUGGUCCAGCUCUCACUUUCAUACAUCUCUACUGGGAAAACCAUAGCUUUAACUAUAUGGACCUUUGUCAGCAAGGUGACUACAUAAAUUACUACAUAAUUUCUGAUUAAAAUUGUAAAGCCUGUCCUGCAACCUCUCCUCCUACACUUUACUGUGACUGACAGAUUUUGAAGUCAGUGGCUGUUUUUGGAUGUAAUGCUAAAGCAUGGUUUAGCACUGUGUGGAUGAAC